AUUAAGCGUAUUUUUAUUUUUUUAUUUAUAUAAAAGAAAAGGUUCAAAAAUUGCUAGUAAUAUAAGGGUCCGUCGACAGGUAUAGAGUAGAAGAAAAGGCGUAGGUAGUAGUGGUAGUAUUUAUGCAAUAGCAGCAACAUUAACCGUCCUAAAAAGUAAAUAUCAGGCAAAGAGCUGUUUCCGACGGUUUUUGUUUUUUUUUUGAGAAUACAAAUAAUUGCUUGUCAUUGUAUUGCAUUUCUCCUGUCUUAUUCCGCACUUCGCAUUACAGUCUUAUUGUUUGGAUACCUAGUUUGGUUUGAAAAGUUUCAAGUGGUGAAUCACUUGCUUAAUAGAUUGAUCCUUUUUUUUUACAAAGUUUUCAAUAAGAGACACCCAAAUAGGAUGUUUGAGUCUUCGUUCUUAAGAAAUGGCGCCCAAUUUCAUGGGAUUCAAAAAUCGGAUGGUAAUAAGACAUUCGACGUAUCAGUGACAGUUUUACAUGUGAACAUGGAGCAGUCGAUGCUCUGUGGGUUUUUUAAAAUUAGUGGAUUGAGUGGAAACAACUCGUCCCUUACCACAUACUUUGAGGCAGAAAUCAUUGGUGAUAAAUUUGGAUUUCUAACAAAAUGGCCGGAAUGGGGUGCCUCAGAAUCAACAGAUUAUAAGCAUUGGAAACGACUGGGUGCUUUUCAAUAUGCAAAGCGGAAGGUACCUCUGCGCAGGAUAAAACCCUACGAUCCUUGGAAAAAAGGAACCAUCUACAUGCGCUGGAAAGAAUUGGCAAUGCUGGAUAAAGUGAAUGAUUUCCAAUUUCGAAGUAGAAAUUCUUCAUCCGAUGUUAGUUUCGAAGGGUUUUACUACAUUGCCUUCUCUCAACGAACAGGUCGAAUUUCCGGGUACUACUAUCAUUACAAAUUUGAUCAUUUUCAAUACUUGGAAUUGGACCCUGUCGUAAACAGGAUGUUUCCUAUUUUAGAAUUUCAAUGAUUUUUCAACAACUUUUUCGAUGAGCAACCACUUGAUUUUAAUGAAGUAUGACAAACCCCCCUCUCUUUUUAUGCACUGAAUUAUGCUAUCUUCUAAGAUUUACGACAAAAAAAAUGACCGAUUUUUAAUCUCUAAUUUCCCUUUUUCCCUCUAAUUCUUUGCUUUGCUCAUUCCUUUCUUUUUUUUAUUUCUUCGCAAUAGCUCGAUUACAGGGCAAUUUUUCAAAAAAAUACAAUCUCAAUCAGUCUUUCGAAAACGGGUAUUUUCCGGAAUAUAUAAACAAGAGUUAUUAAUUACAAAGCAACUUUGUAAAUUCGUUCAAAUUACCAUUAUAUGUUCCGAAGAUUCUCUUUUAUUACAUUGUAACCAAUUGCUGUUCGUUUCUCAGUUUGCCCAGAAUAUCCAUUCAUGACUUACUUAAUUUACAACAUCGCGGCAUAAUGUAGAUUGUAAUACAUCGACCGCCACUUGUGUUCUUCUAAAACAGCGCUAUUUUAACAAGUCUAUUAUGCUUACUGUUUUCGACUGCUUGUGCAGAAUGAGCAUAGUCGUGUACUGUAACAAUUCUUGAAAGGUACCCAACCAACUCAAGGCGGUCAGAAGGCCAACAUUUUAUAACUCAGUAAUAAUGUUGUAGUCUAUAUAUUUUCUAAUUUUUCUCCUAGUAGAAUGAAAUAACUAACUUACUAUGAAUGGUUAAAUCUUCAUAUUAAU
Schizosaccharomyces octosporus yFS286 is the source of this 1683-nucleotide messenger RNA. Its product is annotated as Vid24 family cytoplasmic vesicle protein. Lineage: Eukaryota; Fungi; Ascomycota; Schizosaccharomycetes; Schizosaccharomycetales; Schizosaccharomycetaceae. The transcript has a single exon. The record is from RefSeq and is a predicted model, not a curated record. Gene Ontology annotation, cellular component: GID complex; extrinsic component of membrane. Gene Ontology annotation, biological process: protein catabolic process in the vacuole; protein targeting to vacuole; negative regulation of gluconeogenesis. The coding region runs from base 385 to 969 and encodes 194 amino acids.